Molecule: messenger RNA, 315 nt
Organism: Lathyrus sativus (Indian pea)
Lineage: Eukaryota; Viridiplantae; Streptophyta; Magnoliopsida; Fabales; Fabaceae
Source: the annotation of a GenBank genome assembly
AUGGAUGCAUACAAGAAGGUUAUGAGUGUGGUGAUGUUGUUGGUCAUUGCCAAUGCCGUGAUUCUGGUUAAUGGCCAGUCGUUAUGUCACAUGACAAAACAAGGACUGAAAGCAUGCGAGCCGUAUGUCAAUGGUGACAAUUCUGCUGAUGAUCAAACUCCAUCCACUCCCUGCUGUUCUGCUAUUGCCAAAGCUGAUCUUCAAUGUCUCUGUCGUUACAAGGAUUCAGGGUUGCUUUCUUUCUAUGGUGUUGAUCCAGAACAAGCCAUGGAACUUCCUGUUAAGUGUAAGGUUAUGGACUCCUUCCACUGCUAA